Molecule: messenger RNA, 10647 nt
Organism: Lucilia sericata (common green bottle fly)
Lineage: Eukaryota; Metazoa; Arthropoda; Insecta; Diptera; Calliphoridae
Product: protein still life, isoforms C/SIF type 2-like
Exons: 17
Biological process (GO): positive regulation of axonogenesis; activation of GTPase activity; small GTPase-mediated signal transduction
Cellular component (GO): synapse; membrane
Molecular function (GO): guanyl-nucleotide exchange factor activity; protein binding
Source: RefSeq, a predicted model, not a curated record
GAUCACAAACUUAAACAUAUGGCCGAAUUGCAACAGUCGGUGGUUACCGAUCAGGAUACACGUCUACAAAUUCAAGGCCAAAUACUUCAAUGGGAAGAAAAUCUUGAACGUUUGCAUUGUGAACAAUUUCGUUUGCGCUGUUAUAUGGCCUCGUUACAGAGUGGCGAAUUACCAAAUCCAAAAUCACUACUUACACAUGUCUCACGCCCUACCAAAAAUACUCUCAAUAAAUUGGGCGUCUUUACGGUUUCCUCGUUUCAUGCAUUCAUUUGUGCCCGUUCACCUUCGUUACUUAAUAAUUUAUUGGCUGGUCGUGGCGCUACGAAACGUCGUCCACCCAUGUUGUCGCGUUCGAAUAGUGGUUCGAGUCGUCGUUCGAUGCAGUUGAAUUCUCGUGAUGAACCGGAAAAAACAUUCAAAGUUGCAAUGCCUGACAAUGCUUACUCGACUGUUUACCUACGUGACGCGAUGUCAGUGGAAGAGUUUCUGGCAAGUGCUUGUGCCCGACGCAAUCUCAAUCCCAUGGAACAUUUCGUACGUGUUAAGAAACGACGUGACAUGGAAGAUCACAAUUACUUUGUGCCACACCGAAAUGAUUUAAUCGAAAAUUAUUUACAUAAUCACGAAUUCGUAGAAGUUUGCAUGAAAAUUUUAUAUCAAGUCGAAUUACAUCGUACAACAUUGGAACAGAUGUGGGGUUUCUCGGUUGAAGCUGAACUUAUUGAAAAUGCUGAACGACAGGAUGAACUGUGCUGUUAUGUCAGUCGCGUGGAAGAUAAAAGUGUAGCAAUGCAAAAUGGUAUUAUCAAGGGAGAUGAAAUAAUGGUCAUAAAUGGUGCUAUUGUAUCCGAUCUAGAUAUGAUGUAUCUGGAGAGUGUUCUACAGGAGGAGCAGUCAUUAAGCAUGAUGAUGCGUUCAUCACGUACUGAACCACCAGAUCUUGGUGGCAUUAUGCGUGUUACUGAUGAUAUGAUUGAUUCCCUUGUUUGUCCACCACCACCUUCGGAUCCACCAGUAAUGAGUGAAGAAAUGAUUACUGGUUUAAUAGUACCGGCCCCAGGUUGGAAUGGCACCGGUAAAGAUUUAUACUCACCAGAGGCAGAAAGCUCACCGGCUCCUUCGUUCGUUGAACCAACGGUUGUCACUCAAGUUGCGGGUACAGCCACUAAACCAACGUCACGCACAAGCAGUUUCGAAAUUGAAAAUCUACUAAAAACAGCCGAACAGGUUACCGGAUUUUGUCGUUCACCUCAGGAAACUCGCAAAUCAAGCCCUACUGGUUCCGUUACAUCCUCGGUUUCAAAUGCAGCUCUAACGCCCUCACGCCAACUAACGGAUGCCGAAAAGUUGCGCAAAGUUAUUUUAGAAUUAGUGGAUACGGAGAAAACUUAUGUCAAGCAUUUGAAUAAUCUUUUGGAGAACUAUUUGGAACCGUUGAAACGUGAGACAUUCUUAUCGAAUGCUGAAAUUAAUGCUCUCUUUGGCAAUAUCCAUGAAAUUGUUACUUUCCAAAGACAAUUUUUGCAAAAUCUUGUCGAAGCAUUGGAACUUGAACCCGAGUUUCAUAAAUUGGAUCAUCCUAGUCAAUAUAGAAAUGUACUUUUUGCAAUUGGUUCCGCAUUUCUUUACUAUGUAAAUCAUUUUAAACUGUAUUCGUCGUUUUGUGCCAGUCAUAGUAAAGCUCAAAAAGUUUUACAUCCAAAUGAGGGAAAUCAUGCUUUGCAAGAGUUCCUAGCUGCUCGUAAUCCCAAACAGCAGCACAGCUGUACUCUGGAAUCAUAUUUGAUAAAACCCAUACAACGUAUACUCAAAUAUCCUCUACUGCUGCAGCAAUUGCGCAAUCUAACCGAUUCUCGAGCUGAUGAACACUUGCAUUUGUGCGAGGCUUUAAAGGGCAUGGAAAAGGUGGCCGAACAUAUUAAUGAAAUGCAAAGAAUACAUGAGGAAUAUGGUGCCAUAUUUGAUCAUUUAUUCCGGCAACAUCAAAAGUCUUGCAAGCAACCUAUCGAUCUUAGUCCAGGUGAUCUUUUAUAUUAUGGCGGAGUUGAGUGGUUAAAUAUUUCAGAUUUUCUGGGCAAAAUCAAAAAAGGCUUGGAGCUUCAUGCCAUGUGUUUUGUCUUUAAAUCAGCGGUUGUGUUCCUUUGUAAAGAGCGUCUUCGUCAGAAGAAAAAACUUAUGGGCGUUUCAAGUAAAACUACACCCAAUGAAGUUGAAAUUAUACGUUAUCAAGUUCUAAUACCGGUAACAGAGGUACAAGUUCGUGCUUCUUCGGCCAAAGAUAUGGAUUCGCAUUUCUUGUGGGAAUUGAUACAUCUUCGUUCACAGUUACAGCGUCGUUCCGAAAAGGUCUAUGUACUAUCGAAUAGUACAGCCGAUUUCCGUAAUGCAUUCCUAAAAACCAUACGACAAAUCAUACGUGAAAGUGUGCGUAAUAUGUCGAUUCCUAUGAAAAAUUUCGGUGGCAGCUCCGGUUCCGUGUCGGGCAUGUCAUCGCAGGGUGGUUGUUCGGGUAGUUCGCAAACACUUGAAAGACCAAAACAACAAAUAACAAUAAUGCAAGGUUCCCAAACUCUGGGUAAGCCCAAGAAGAAAUCUGGCUCACAGCGCCAUUCAGCUGGUAAUAUAGAUUAUGAUAAUAUUUCGGGCAGUCAGGAAGCAGAAGAUGUUCCGUAUCAAGAGCACCAACAUAUGCACACAUUACAUACGUCUACUUUCCGUAGUCGUAGCAAAACCGUUGGUGAUGCUUCCGAUGUUCUAGGCGCAUCAGCUGAUCCUCAGCAACACCUUUAUCAACAGCAGCAGCAGCAACAACAACAACAUCAUCAGCAUCUACAUCAACAGAGUGAUAUUGAACGUAUAGAUCCCGGUACUAAAUCCGAAGGCGAAGAGGAAUUCCAACAAGGAACUAUUAAAACAAAAGCCUCACUAGGGCGAACGCCAAAUCAUUUAACAUUAAGCACGACUUCAACGCUUUCCGUUGGCAGUACCGGAAGUCAGGCACGUUUGAUUCAAUCAUCACAUCCGCCAUCAACGUAUCAACCAGUUCUUAUGAAAGACUUAGGUAAGAGUAGCUCUAAUACACAAGAUUUUAAAUCACAACAAGAUGAAAAUGCAUGCCAUGAAACUGCUGUUGCCAGUGACGAUGAUGAACUGGCUUUAGAGUCAGAUCUGCAGGCAGCUACAACUGCUGCAGCCUUAAAUUUAAGUCUAGGAAGUAGUGGUAGUCUCUUCACUAGCCCCAGCUUAAGUGGUGGUAGUGGGGGUUCCAGAAUGGAACACGACAGUGAUUCCAAUUCUGGCAAUAAUAUGCAUGCACCCAAGAAUAACAAUAAUAACAACAAUAGUAAUAAUAUAAAUAGAUUUUCUCCUCGACAAUCGCCCAAACAAGAUAUAGAAGUAAUUGAAAUAUUUAAGAGUGAAAUUGAUAAAAUAACUGCUGCAGCACAGCAGGUGUCGGUUGUACACAUUUCCUCCAAAGAGUCUUCCAGAAAAACAUCUAGUCGCCAUGCCAGCGACUCAGCCAACAACACUGUCGAACACACACAAUACAUGGACAAACAUUUGAGUGAACUAGAACAAGAAAAUUUGACUGACACCACAUGUGACAUUGAGGCCUAUAUGGCCAAUUUAAAAGAGACCUCAAUAGAAACAUCUGACCUGAACAUGGACGCAGGAGAUCAACAACAAAAUGACUCCAGCCUUUCCCCUGAACCCCAGACAGUCGUUGAAAAUACCCAACAAACGGUAAUCGCUGAUAUAGAAUCACCACCACGACCUUCAGUAGAAUCCGAUAGUACUGGUACUACUACGGGUACAUCUGAAAAGUCAGAAGAUGAAUCCGAAGACUGUGCUACUGCUGCUACUGUCGUUUCUGCUGCGCAUGUAAUAAUCGAUAAAAAGGUCGACAAGGUAUUCAAAUCAAAGUCAUCCGAUAAAAUAUCUAAAUCAACUAAAGCCGUUAGCAGCGGUAGUAACGGCAGCAGUAGCACAAGCUCGGCCAGUUCUAAAGCAAAACCGACCAAAUCACCACGUCAAAGCAUUUAUGUUUCUCCAGAUCGCUCUAAAUCUCAGGGUAGCUCGCCGGUACGUAUUAUUAAAAUAAAAUCACCUCGCACAAGUUUAAGUGAUCAGGGUAAACGUUUAAGCGUCAGUUCAAGUCGUGAUUCCUCUCAUGACCGCCUUUCGGCCGGAAGGCGUACACCAAGUCCUAGAAGAUCCUCAGAUGGUACUGGUAUUCUAAAGCGUUCAGCUAGUCCUUCGGGAGGAAUACUCAAAAGACCUGCCAGUCCUUCGAAGGCUAAAAGUCCCGAUCGUAGUUGUUUGAAAAAACUGACACCAUCACACGAUUGCAGUCUUGAAUCGCUGUCACCACAUUUAUCGCCUCGCAAUAGCAUCGAGUACUUGUCUCCAGACCGGUCGGGAUGCAAAAUGUGUCAGCAUCAUUCACCACGCAAUAGUUUCGAUAGUCGCAGUUCGGAGCCGAAUCUCGACUUGCCACGUUCUGUACUCAAAUCUCCUCGCGGUAGUUUCGAAUCCCGUUCGCCUGAUCGCAAUUUUGGCGGCUCACGAAAACGCAGUGCUUCGGCCCAUGCUCAUAUCGACAAUGGCGAUGGCGGCAAUAAAGGCAAAGAAGCUUACUAUCAGUAUUAUCCCAUAUAUGACAAUCGCACCUGUAGCGAUCAUUAUGUUUCCGUAAGACGUGAUAGUGCCACUCGUACUGACUCCACUAGACGUGUUAGCAAAUCCUUAGAACGUUCUUUAUCCCGUGACAGCACCACAAGUAGUUCGUAUCGCUAUGGUGUUUCACCUGAGCAUAUUUACACCAUUAAUACAUCCGAUUCAUCGGGUCCCAUACGUUCUCAAUCAGCCGAAAAUGCAUUUUCCAGUUAUAGACAUGAGGCAGCAGCUGCAGCUGUUGCUGCGGCAAAUACUGAUCAAUAUUAUCAUCAAUAUGGCCCUCAAACAAAUAUCACUUCCACACCUUAUAACAUUUACCAUGAACCACAAUGUCCUCAUGACCGUCCCUAUCAGUUGAGCUCUUCAGCGCCCGAACAUACAACAUGCAUGGAUUGUCUGUAUCAGAAGAGACCUUCCUAGCAUAGGGCGCGUGUACGACAAAGUCGUACGCGCAAAAAAGUACCACGAGGUGCGGUAGUAAUGGCUUCGUAUGCUGCCGAACCCUGCGACAGUAAUAUGUUCGAUUCCCAAACGACUAUAGUCCAAAGGCCUAAUGAGUCCGGUGGUUGUGUAGAUUGUCAUGAUUUCUAUGAAAUACAUGUUUAAAUUUAAAUGAAAAAUAUGAAGAACAACAAAUAAUUUAAGAAAUGCAAAAGAGAAAAACAAAAACAUAAAUAAACUUCCAAUCAAAUACGUAUGUUAGUUUCAAUAAAAUCAUAUGCUGAUUAUAGAUAUAUUCAUUAAAAUAUUAGAUACAAAUAAUAACACAUUACAAUAUACUUCAAUAUUAUUUCAUUUAAAUUAAACACAACAAAUUCACAAUUUUAUUUUAAAACUUUUAAGAUGAUGAUCAAUUAAACUAGUCAUGUUAACAGAAAUGUUAAAAAUUUAAAUUCUAUGGCGAUCUCUGAAUACAAUAUCAGGUACAAUUUUAAAUCAUUAGAAACAAACCAUUGAAAUCUCAGAAAAUGAACAAUAUUUUCCUUGAGAUCAUGAGAUAUGAAUGAUUUUCAAAUGAAAUCCAUGUUUAUGAUAGAUUCAAAAGCGAGCGAAUUGAACUAUUAAGCACUAGUCUAAACACUAGUACCAAUAGGUCGGUAUUGUAAUGCAAUUUCUAGAGAAAUACUACAAAUCUGUUUGAAAAUCAUCAUCUUAAAAUUAAAUUUUCUCAUUUAAAACAAACGACUUAACUCAAAAAGGAAACAUCAAAAUAAAAUUAAUAACAAGAAUUGAAGAUUUCAAAUAAAUCAGGAAUUUUUAUUUUUAAUUGACGGACGAAUAUACGGUUAUUUUUAAAACAAAAAUCAAAACAUUUAAUAGGCAAAUAAUACAAAAUAAUCAAAACAAAUAUAAACUCCAUAAACAUAAAAUGUUAAAUCCACUUUAAAUAAAAUAAACGUAAUAGAAGUAAUUUAAUUGUAAUCAAAGCAAAAAAGUAAACCUUUAUUGACUCAGUGUUGAACAUUUUGAUGUACCUCAAAUCAAAAAGUAUUCAUUAUAGAAAACAAGCAAAAAAAAGAAAUAGAUAAAACUAAAUCAAACAAUUUGAAUGUUAACAUAAAUUAAAAUAAAAUAUAACUGGUAGAAUUUAAAAUGUUUAAAAAUUAAAAAAAAACAAAAUAAAUCAAAUAACUAAAUAGUACAUAGACAAACAUCAAACAUAAAGCAUAACAUAUAUAAAAUCAAACAAAUAUUAAAAUUUAAAUAUGUAAGGAAAUUGUAUACUAAAUAUACUUAAACAUAUAUGUAUACAUAUAAAUGUAUUUACAUAUAUAUGGGUAUAUUUACAUACAUAGACAAAUUCAUGUCCUUUCUCUCUCUCUCGCUAUCCUAUAAUUAUCUAAAAAUACAUUUACACUUACUAAAACACCUAAUCUAACAUAAAUACAUACAAAUUUGCUUUAAAGCGAAUUCUCUUAAAAUAAAAUAAUUAAACUGAAAAAUAAACUUAAAUAAAAAAUGGCUUAGCAGCAAUAAAAUCAAAAUUACUUGUAAAUCGAAUAUUCAAAAUUGAUGACAAGUAACAAGAGCAACUUUCAAAUUUUGCAAUAUAAACCAAAAAUACAUAAUAAUAAUAAUGAAAAAGAAAUAAAUAAAUAUACCAGCAACAUAAAUAAAUAGAAAUAAAUAAUCAAAAAUAUUAACUACAGUCACACAAACUAAUUAACAUACACACUACAUAACUAUAAAGUAUACGUCAAAUUUAAAAAUAUUAAUAAAUAAAUAAAUACAUGUAUGAAUGUGUACUUAUUUAUUUAUACAUUAAAUAGCAAUUAAUUGAAAUUCAAAUACAUACUGACAUUAUGAAUAUACACCUACCGACACAUACAUACAUAUUUAUUUGAUUGGUUUAAUGUUAAUUUGAGAUUGUUUGACCUAAUACCUUGCAAAACUUCAGGAACAUAUUAUUGAAAUAAAAUCACCUCGCAUAAGUUUAAGCAUUAGAGAUCGAAAAGCUCUAUUCGUUAUGAUCCAUAUCAUUGACUUUGGACAGUAAGUCUCUGAAGAUCCCUGUAUCGCCCUAUUAUUAUUAUGUAUUUAAAAGAUAUGAGAACAUAUGUCACAGGAGAGGACGGAUGGCUUCUAUCAACACUAUCCAAUCCAAUGACAAUCGCAUCUGAAAUAUGUUAUGUUCGUUAGACGUGAUAGUGACACAUGUACUGAAUCUUCGAAAUGUAUUGGAAAUGCCUAAAAACAUGCUUUAUUCUCCUAAUAAUAUCAAAAACAAUUCAUAUCGCUAACAUAUUUCUCCCGAGCAAAUUAACACCAUUAAAACAUGCGAAUUUUUGGGUCCCAUACGUUCCAUGUCUGCCGAAAUGCGUGCACUGUUAAACAAAAACCUUCUAGGCUAUUUAUUCGAAACUAGUUGGAACCAAAGUAACAGAUUUAUAAAUCAGCGUUCUAUUGCUUAACAACAAACAAAUUCGAAGACUUACAAGUCUUUCAAAGAUUAAAAGACUCGAUCACAGUUAUUAGAAAACCGUAUCGAGUUGUAAAGUAAUCCCUUCAAUGUCAGAUAUUCGCAGAAGUUUUGAAUCCCAUUUACCUGAUCACAAUUAAGAAAGACUGGAAUAAACAAACCAAACGGUUUUUAGUUCAAAUCUGAAUUCUUCCUAUGAUUGCCCAUCGACUAAUGGGAAUAUACAAAACACUAAAGCUAUUGGUAAACGUUCAACUCAUGAUUCCUCUAACCGAUUGAUCAACGUAGUAAAUCAAAACCCAAAAGAUUUUCAGAUGGCGUUCAGCUAUUACUUUUGGGGAAAUGCUCAAAAGACCUUCAAGUCUUUUAAAGAUUAAGAGACUCGAUCACAGGAUCGAUUGCCCAUCGACUAAUUGGAAUACACAAAACACUAAAGCUACUGGUAAACGUUCAACUCAUGAUUCCUCUAACCGAUUGAUCGGCGGAGUAAAUUAAAACCCAAAAGAUUUUCAGAUGGCGUUCAGCUAUUACUUCUGGGGAAAUGAUCAAAAACCUACAAGUCUUUUAAAGAUUAAGAGACUCGAUCACAGGAUUGCAGUCUUGAAUCGCUGUUGACCCAUUUAUCAUCUCGCAAUAGCCGAUCGAUAUGCAAAAUGUGUCAUGAGCAUUCGCCAUGCCAUAGUUUCGGCAAUCACAAUUCAGAGAGACAAACACGACUUGCCACAUUCUGUAAUUAAAUCUCCUAGCUGUAGUUUUGUUCGUUGGCGCCGUACACCAACUCUCAAAAGAUACUUAUGAAUAUGUCAUACAGCUAGUAGUGUCGCAGUAUUCUACAAGAGAUUCAUUCUGCCAGUAAUUCAUUGGAAAUGCUCAGAAAAUCUACAAGUUUUUCUAAGAAGACUCGAUCGCAGUUAUUUUAAAACUGAUCACUCGAGUUCAGCUUGAAUACUUGUCGACCCCUUUAUCGCCCCGAAAUAGCUUAGAAUACUUGUCCACUUAUACAAAAUGAUAUUUUAGAUUCAUCCACAAUAACCUUUCUUCUAUUUCGAUCGUAAUUUAUGAAGCUCACGGAAACGUAGUUCUUGUAGCAAUAGAUUCAAUAGAGUCUAAUGACAAUACUAUUUCAAAUAUAACAUUAGUUAUUGUAGCGAUCGUACAAAAUCUGCUAAACGUAUUGAAAACUUUUUAGAAUGUACCUUAUCGUACUCACCUCAAUCACUACUUUUUAGUGAGACUUGAAAAUCCAAAUGAAAUUUAUAACAAACCUUAAGAGGGGCACUUAGAUAUUCCCCACAGAUAUUUAAUUUGAUGAAACACCACUUAUACACUUAUAUAUCGAUAUCUGGUCAACUCUUGACCUUAAGAAGGGCACUUAGAUCUUCCACACAGAUAUUUAUAUUGAUUAAACACCAUUAAUAUACUCACAUAUCGAUAUCUGGUCACCUCUUGACUAUUUCUCCAUUCUGCCAGUACUUCAUUGGACAUGGUCAGAAGAUCUACAAGUUCUUCGAAGAAGACUCGAUAACAUUUAUUUUAAAACUGAUCACUCCAGUUCAGCUUAAAUACUUGUCGACCCAUUUAUCGCCUCGAAAUAGCAUACAAUACUUGUCUGCGGAUACAAAAUGAUGUUUUAGAUUCAUUCUUAUAAAUAUCGACAAUUGCUGUUAUUUUGAUCGUAACUUAGGGCAAACAUAGUUCUUGCAGCAAGAGAUUCAAUAAGUCUAAUGUCAAGACUAUUCCAUAUAAAACAUUAGCUAUAGUAGCGAUCUUACAAAAUCGACGAAUCGUGUUGAAAACUUUUUAGUUCGUGCUCACCGCGAUCACUAACUUUCAGUGAGAUUCGGGUUGUUCGUGUUCGAUAUACCACAUUGACGAUAUUCAACCAAGGUACAGUAGACAUUACCGACAUCUUCAGACUUAAAAAUUACAUUCACCCCUAUUCUGCAUUUCGAUUAUGUUUCCGCAUUCAGUUACGCUGCGAUCGGAAAUUGGUAUUCCAACAAAAAACGGAAUCGCAAUAAAAAGAAGAAGCAAUUCCAUUUUAUUUCAAUGCUUUACGAUUGUGUGCAUUCUGCAUUACGAACGUAACUACGUUUCUUCUGUAAGUCGUUAUUUUAGUGACGAAGCUUCGAUUCGAAUUGAAAUGCAGAUUAGGAGUGAUUACUUUUUCUUUUAAAAAGUACUUACAUAAUGGAAACUGGCAUUUCGUGUAAUUUUAAAGUACAGAAAUUACUUGCGUUAAAUGAAAGAAGUCACGAAAAAACCUACUAGUGAUUUCAUGGGCCAAUUCUGACAAACAUGAACGAACUGAUACACCUCGAUAGUGUUCACGGUUCGCACAAUUCAAGAUUCGCAAAAUGAAUUUUCCGUGACAGUCACCGUAUUCGCUAUGCGAAUAGAAACAAAUUUUCUAUACAAAUUAAUAGUUUAAUUGUGGCAACUGCAUAUAAUUAUCUUGACGUUUGGGUGUUUAUAGAGGAAAAAAAUUUAUUUAAACAACAUUAAAGGAAUAAACAAUUUACUACUACUUAAUUUCCCUUUUUUUCUUAAUAAUUUAUAUAAUUAAAUUUUAUAAUUUGUUUUUAAAUUAUGUUGUUUACUUUUAAUACCAUUGCAUUUAAUGAAUGAAUGUUUAUUAAGUAUACAUCAAUAUACAUUAAUUUAUACAUACAAACAAACAUAUACUAGCAUAUUUACAUAAAUAUAAUGAAAAGUUUACAUUAAUACAAUAAUAAUACAUUUACGAUUUCAAGAUGAAGAUGAAGACAAUUUAAAUGUUGUUCGUAUUUAAAAAAAAGAAGAGAAAAAGUUUAAAAAAACCACUAAGUUUGUGAUAUUUGUUUGUGAUUAUUUGUUAAUAGUUUAAAUUUAAUUAAAUGAAUAAAGGAUAUUAACAAAAAUAUCCUUAAAAACAACUGUGAGAAUUGAAACUAUUUCAUAAUUCUUAGUAAAAGGAAUUCAUAACACACGUAUCAAUAAUGGGAAAAAAGCAAUGUUGUUUAUUUAUUAUUAUUAAUUACAUUUAUUGUUAAAAAAUAAUUAUAAUUAUU